This is a messenger RNA of Phalacrocorax carbo (great cormorant), 6152 nucleotides long. The record is from RefSeq and is a predicted model, not a curated record. NCBI's taxonomy places the organism in Eukaryota, Metazoa, Chordata, Aves, Suliformes, Phalacrocoracidae.
CUGCUCAGGGAUCCCACCGCUGAUGUUUGUUUCUUUGCGGUCAUAUUUGACUGAUUGUUAACGAGUAUUGUUCUUCUCUUUGUUUCUUUGUGAAUAACUUCUUUUUUUCUUCUGUAUGACAGAAAGAAAAUAACUUUUAAAUAGGAAUUAGAAUCACUGGCUACUCACAGAGCCCAGUGAGUCUGGAAGAAACCAUUCUGUUUAUCAGAUCUGUCUGGUCUAACCUCGCUGCAUUAGAGGAAUUACCUUCCUUUUCUAGCUGGAGGAAUGAGGCCAGAGCUUUUAGGUCUUUCUCCAAAUUAUGAAUUCAUGUAGUAAAUGAUUGAUAAAGCUGUUAGAAAUCAUAUCUCCUAGAACUUGUCGUUGUUUCGUGGGCUAUGGCUACUCACUGAAAUCGGGUUUCUGCGGGCUUCUUUCCCCCCUUUCUUUGGCCCAUAGUAAACUGCAGAGAGGGACGUGACUCCCCACUGGAUUGCAGUUCUAUUAGGACUAAACAGAUUGCGAAUUAUCACUUUAAACUCCAGCUGUUUUGUAAAGUUGUGGCUUAUUUUUUUCCUCAUUUGCUUCACCAAAACUCAUAAUGCCAUGGAAAUAAGGGAUGAAAAUCAAAGUAAAGAUUUUUGUGGAAUAUGACGUAUCAUGAGUAGUCCUUACCUCGGUAAUACUGAAGUUGUGGAUAUAUUUAAUAAAAGGAGUCAUUGGAACUGGACUCAGAGGUAGAGAGCUCUAUUUAAGGGAUAUUAAUGAUGCAGCAGUCUGAAGACACUUGGAGAUCUUCGGCGUGUGCUAUAGGAAUUCACCCCAGAGCUGCCUGAAGAAGGACUAUUAGCGUUUUUACUUGCAUUAGGAUUCCUGGACAUUUCCUUAAGGGGAACAGAUUGUACUGAAGUAAAAAGCUGUAAUUAGUGUCAGCGUCAGCCUAACUGGGGAUUUUGUGGUGGAGCUCUUUUCAUUUAUUGCACCAUACAGGUAGGAGAACACCUUGAGAUAAUGUUCUGGUGCUAAUCCGUAAAUUGUGCUAUGAUACAUCAAAGGCUUUGAGAAGAUAACGAAUAUGUGGGUAAUUAAAUCACCAUUAGAUAAUGUAUUGGGUGUUGACAAAGAGCUUAGUUGUGGAAUGUAAUUGGUCUUCAGUGCUCGUGCUGAAAACUGUAGCGUUAUGAAGGCAAUCUUACAGGAACCAAUCUGACCCUUGGGUGCAAGAAGCCUCUUUGGAGGUGGGGAGAGACGCCACUCCAGAGAUGUUUAAUUUAAUUUACCAUUCCAAAUUUGAGCUUGUUCUGAUGUAAGCAAGCCAGGCCUGAGGCGUGCGACAGCUCCUUGUUUUCUGGCUGGGAUUCCGGAUACCGGUGAGCAAAUCUUAAAGGAUUAAUAUUAUGUCAUCAAAUAUCAUCACGGGAUCCAGGGAAACACGGCCUGUCACAGAGGUGCAGUGAAAUCACCGUUGCUCUGAACAUUGUGUCCCUUCGCGCUGAGCAGAGUCAUAGAAUCAUAGGAUCAUAAAGAUUGGAAAAGACCUCGAGGAUGAUCAAGUCCAACCCCCAACCUAACACUACCAUGUCUCCUAAACCAUGCCCUGAAAUGCCACGCCUGCACGUGUUUUGAACACCUCAGUUCUGCUGGCUCUUUUAAGCCUCUGCCGGCCUGGUGCUGCUCGCUCCGCUGCCGCCUGUGUGGAGUUGCUCUGCAUGCCAGGCCAGCGGCACAUCUUCCAAUACCACUGUGGCAUCUUUUUCAUCUUAACUUCCACUGGGGUCAGUCAGGGUUUUCCCAACCGUGCGCUAAGUGGUUUCAGUCCUUCCCAAACUCCUAUUUCCAAACAUAUUUCAGAGUAACCGAGAAACAACGAAUAUUUCACAGAACAAAAACUACAGAUUUUUGUGGGGGUUUAUUUUGGCCGCAUUGUUCUACCAGAAGUUCUGUUAUCCACUUGAGUUUUGUAAGGUAGGUAUUUUUGCAGGUGUCCUGAGACCAAGAGUGGUGGUCUGAGAUAGUAGCAAUUUCUGAAGAAUAUUUAUCCAUUUGUGGCUGGGUGUUUCUGCUCUUUAACAACUGUGAGUUCUGGUCAGCGGUGAUUUUGGUUUCACCUGCGCUGUUGAAUACGUUGGAUAGACAUUCCGGGCGUGCUCGUAACGUGCCUGGAUGUUGAGAUAUCAGAGUGGAAGGGGAAGGACCAGUUAUUUAUUGUGAUUGUUGUAGAUAGGUAUUGAUGAGCUCACAUUUUGGUAUAUUCUGGAUUUUCUUCAGUACCUGUUGGUCUGUGGGAACCUGCUUCUGAUGAUGAGGUGGGGAAUGGAAAAUUUUUUACACGAUCACCCUCCAGUAAAAAGGGGUAUGUGAGAGACUCAGAGAAGUUCGUAAAAGUUUUUCAUGUUUCUGCUUUUGUUUCUCCUUCUGGCUUUGAGAGCGUUGCUCUUGUAGAAGAGGAUCUGAACGGCGAGCUGAUGAACGAAGACAUCCGUAUCCAUAGCUGGCCUUGUUCUUACUACUUGGACACCAGCAAACAAUGGGUGUCUGGCAGACUCUCACUGACUCCCGUGGCGAUCAAAUUUACAGCUGACAAGACUGGGGAGCUUUUGGUCAACUUCCAUCUUUCUAGUAUCAGUGAGAUCAAGAAGGAAUCUUCAAAUUUAAUCUUCAGCUCCCUUACCAUCUUAGAGAAGAACACCAAGCACUGGUUCAGUUCUCUGCAGCCCAACAGAAAUGUGGUAUUCAACAUCCUCGAGCACUUCUGGAGGGAGCAGUUGCUGUCAAGUGAAGGCGCAGGAGCAGAAGCAGCAGCUUUGCAAUCAACAAAGGGAAAAGAACUGACCGGGUUAUUGACUGGGUCACAGAAACGACUGGAGGACACGGCAAAAGUCCUGCAUUACCAGGGCGAGCAGUUCGAUAACAUCAUGAGGGGACUCAACAAGAUCGAAGGGGAUAUGGAUGUAGCAGACAGGUUGUUGACGGAGCUCGAAUCUCCUUCUUGGUGGCCGUUUAGCAGCAAGCUCUGGAAAGCGCCAUUGGAAACCAAGCCAAAGGAAACUGCCACAGUUUCCGAUUCGAAGAACCAGGAAGGAAUCAUAAUUAGAAUUCCAGUUAUUAUCACCCACAGAACAGACUCAAAUGUCAAGCCAGGAAAACUCACGCUCUUUGCUUCUGGCCUGGAAAUCAGUGACUGCAAUUCUCAGGUCAUUCACCGGUUUGAAUCAAAGGAUGUAGAUGAUAUCAGAGUUCAUACGCCAUACGAAAUCAGCGUCCGUCAGAGGUUUAUUGGGAAGCCCGACACCUCUUACCGGCUCUUGUCAGCAAAGAUGCCAGAAGCAAUUCCCAUCUUGGAGAUGCAGUUUAGCAAGAAGAUACAGUUUUUAGAAGAUGCCCUAGGAUUUGUUGGUGCCAGGAAGUCUCCUCAGGUGGAUUUGGGGGCCUCCAUUUGGCAAGCAGCUACAGGGCUCCUGGGAGGAGUGGUGCAGCCCAGCUCUCCGGUGGGCGGCGGAGACGGCAUGGACAAUGACCAGGUUCAGCUGCAAAAGCAAGAGAAGAUCUCCCAGGAAGAAGCAAAAGAGCUUAAACAGAUACUAAAGAAACUGAAGGGCCUUGCCUUGGAGACAGAAGCCGAGCUGGAGAGACAGGACGAAGCUCUCGAUUCCAUCACUACCUCCGUAGACCGUGCGACGCUGAAUAUUGACAAGCAGAACCGCAGGAUAAAGAGGCUGACGUAGCGCCCCAGGAGCCGGCAGCGGCGGUGUCGUGAGGAAGAGGAGGAUCGGGGAACUGCGCUUUUGAAGACUUUCUUUAAUACACUUUGAUUGCAUGGGAGGCGUUUGCGAUAUUGUCUGGAAUACGAUGCUGCUGUUGUUAAGUUCCUGAGGGUUUUGAAAAUGUUUCCAGACUUGGAUGAUGCUUGAAGGCUGUUUUAGGGUUAAAAAGGCCAAGACUUUUAAUUGCGGUGGAACAGUGAUAGUGGAUUCUUUACUGCAGAAAAUCUGUAAAUAGGAAGGGAUGUGAUAUAAUCUGAAUCAACUUUUAUGUGCUUUUUUUUUUUAUGUUGCUGCUUUUGAAAGUUUGGGGUUUGGUUUUUAUUUUUUACUGCAAUGAAGAAGUGAAGGAGAAAUGAACUGCAUAUGAGACUACUUUAGAUGAUUACAGCCUAUUAAUUCUCUUUCAAGGUCUUUCUUUAAAAGAGUUAAUAGCUGAACUAAGGGCCAGAUGUCCAACUGCAAGUCAUUGAGGCUAUUUUUUUUGUGUAAGUUAAUGCUGAGGUGAGCAAAUGAUGGUGAUAAAACCUUGUGUUCCCUGAGCAAAUAGUUUUAAUAGGUUUCAAUCAUGCUUUUAAUGUACCCAGAAAUUUUGUAAGAGCGGUGAAGACUUCGUGGCCACAGCUGCCUGUUCCCACGUCCUGGGAAAUCAAAGGACGGUUAGUUAAUGUGCAUGUAUCGGUAGAGGCAUCUACUUAUUGAGCAGAUUUUUUCCUUUUUGCCAUUUGAUAAAUGUUUUGCUUCCUUAAGUCACUUAUAAAAAGUGUCAAAGUUAAAUACAUGCUUCUGCUUUCCAGAAAGGGACCGCUGGUCUUCGAUGAUCAUCUACACGUUUUUGUGAGUUUUAUUUUUCCCUGUUAAACUGCACCCAUAGCGAAGGAAUUGAUUUUGGAGUGAUUUUUGGAUUUCUUCAGUUCUUGGGCUUCACUGUUUGUAUCCCUCACUUGCACGCGGUGGUUUUAUGUUUUCGGUGAUAGUCUGACGCGGGCUGCAGCGUCCUCAGAGCACCGUGAGCGCAGCAUUCGCUUAGUGCGGUCCCUAAGUACCGUGUUAGACCUGGGCUGCCACGUCUCUGAUGGACGUGAGCGGAGGGCCUCUCGCCCCUUUGCUUCUCCGUCCUUCAUUUCCCAGGGAUUUCCCUGCCAUUCGUCUCCGACCCUCUAAAUGGGAACUUCAGGAGCUGGGUGGAGCAUCACGUGGGUUUUGUGCAGGCUCCCAUGCCUGUGGUCGGAGCUGUAGGCAUCUGUGUAACGUCUGAUAGUCGUGGCACAUCCCUCUAGCUUGUGGCUUUUAUUUAUUUGCACUAACUGCUGGUGAAGCAUUUCAAGACUUCAGCAGACCUGUAUUUCUAAAAGAAAAGGGAAUACUGUCAGCUGUUGUCCAAGAGGUUUUGCCGAGUUCACAGUUGGCCCCAUCGGGACGACAGGACGGUGGAGACCUUCUCCCUCCUAACUUUCUUGAUACGAUAUAGGAGAGAUUCCAGGUAACCCAUGUAUCCGUUGCCUGUGGCGGAGAACUCGCAUCUCAUCAAUUGCUAUAGUUCACCAGCUAUUUUAGUUCAAAGUAGCUGUCUUGUUGUUUUUUUUUUAAGUGUUUUUAUAUUAAAAAAUUCUUGUAUUGCUUUCAAAUACAACCCUUUUGGUGCAAUAUUUUCGACUAGUGAAGCUUUGAACUGUUUAUUCUACUGAGAGCUGAUGUGAAAUUUUCCCGUUUCGGAGUAAUUCAGCCUACCUUUUAAAGAAAGGUACAGUAAAUCACGUAGAGUAUGUUGUUUUCAACAUCUUACUCUACCUUGUUUUGUAUUACUUCAUAUUCGUUUGUUAGUGUUGGAGUAAAGCGUACUUCUGCACCGUGAGUUCCUCAUGGACGGUCCAAGUUGUUACUGGCAUGCACUUUACCUACUUGCUGAAUAUGGUGAUUAUAUACACAUACACUAUGUACUGUGAAAUAAAACGUUGUCUGGGGAUCGCUUGUUUGUUUCCGAUACCCAAAUCAGUGGUGUUUUACUGUAAAAAGAAGGUCUGUUUACACAACUAAUCAUUUCAUGAAUUUAAAAGUACACUUUGCACAAAAUGUGUGUUAACUGAACCUGGUGCUGACUGGGAACAAAUCUCUACUCUGAAUUAGUCGGAGCCAGGAUUGCCAAAAGUAAACGCUAAUUACACAUCGUUUAGUUUAGCAUUCUUUGUGCCAUACUUCUUAUUCUUGUGGUUUUUUAGCACCAGCUGUCGCAUCUGGUUCAGUGUUUUGUGGUUUGUGUUAGUCCAACGUGUCGAGACUAAAGCAAAAAAAAAAAAGGUAAUAUUGUCUGUAAGAAGCGACCCGUUCUAGAGCUGUGCGUUAGCUAAAUUUCAUGUGCCCGCAGGACUUUCAAGCUGUAAUUUCUUCAUAUUAAAUAUCUUGGAAUAGUGA